This is a messenger RNA of Aspergillus wentii DTO 134E9, 1225 nucleotides long. Its product is annotated as class II aldolase/adducin family protein. Lineage: Eukaryota; Fungi; Ascomycota; Eurotiomycetes; Eurotiales; Aspergillaceae. Bases 1 to 870 code for a protein of 289 amino acids. The record is from RefSeq and is a predicted model, not a curated record. Gene Ontology annotation, molecular function: actin filament binding. Gene Ontology annotation, cellular component: cytoskeleton. The transcript has 2 exons.
AUGGCUCCCUCCAUCGACGAAACCAAGGCUACCACAAACAGCAAGAUAGAAAACCCACCUCAAGUACAAGUCCUGGGCAAGACCAAGACCGGCAAAACGUUGAAGAUCCGGAAAUAUCCCCGGUUUGACAAUUUAGAAGACGAACGACUCUAUCGUAAACAGCAUCUCGCCGCUGCAUUCCGAAUUUUUGCGGAUCGGGGAUUCGACGAGGGUGUUGCCGGCCAUAUUUCCGUUCGAGAUCCGAUUCUGACUGAUCAUUUCUGGAUCAGCCCCCUCUCCGCCCACUUCUCCCUCAUCAAAGUAUCCGAUCUCAUCCUGGUCGACGAGGAUGGAAAUGUCGUCGAAGGCGAUGAGCCCAUCAAUCUGCCCGCUUUUGCCAUCCAUUCUGAAAUCCACAAAGCCCGACCAGACGUGAAUGCAGCCUGCCACGCUCACAGUGUCGCCGGCAAGGCCUUUUCCUGCUUCGGACGGGAGUUAGACAUGAUCACGCAAGACGCCCUACGUUUCUACAAAAGCCACGCUGUCUACCGCGCGUUCCGGGGCGUGAUUAUCGACGCAGAAGAAGGACGGCGAAUUGCUAGUGCACUGGGAAAUGGGAAAGCUGCUAUUCUGCAGAACCAUGGGCUUCUCACGGUGGGAGGCAGCGUCGAUGAAGCAGCGUUUUGGUUCAUCAGUCUGGACAAGACGUGUCAUGCACAGUUGCUUGCGGAUGCUGCGUCUGCUGGUAGUGGAUAUAAGAAGAUCAUCAUCGAUGAAGAUGAAGCUGCCCACACGGCGAUUCAGGUUGGGGGACCGGAGAAGGGAUGGCUGGCUUUUCAGCCGUAUUACGAUGAACAGGUGGCGAAAACAAAGGGUGAAUUUCUUUUGUAGAUAUUAUCUAUACUAGAAGAUGGCAAAUGCGUUGGGGGGACUUGCGACUCCUCCAAUGACCUAUAUUCAUUAGCUAGAUUCGGUACAUUAUGCAUGAGUCUUACCUUUAGUGGCAUACUGGAUAGAAAGAAUGAAUAUCUCCCUGUCUCCUUGCAAUGUUGCGAUAGCCUCUCCAGAUCGAACAGUUCACCAAUCGGACAUCCCCAGCCAGCCAACACCCAUUCAUGAAGAUUAUAUCGAGGAUCCGCAUGGCUGCCUCGAAUCGGCGCUCGUUCAAAACUUGUCGAAUCUCCCGCGAUGGCAGCAAAUUGAUGCCCCCACAGCCAACGAAGCGUCUCUUCCGUUGCCUCUACAC